Messenger RNA from Ricinus communis (castor bean), 2056 nucleotides. RefSeq names its product galactomannan galactosyltransferase 1. Gene Ontology annotation, cellular component: trans-Golgi network; membrane; endosome. The transcript has a single exon. Gene Ontology annotation, molecular function: galactosyltransferase activity. The record is from RefSeq and is a predicted model, not a curated record. The coding region runs from base 388 to 1680 and encodes 430 amino acids. NCBI's taxonomy places the organism in Eukaryota, Viridiplantae, Streptophyta, Magnoliopsida, Malpighiales, Euphorbiaceae.
UGAAAGGAAAAUUCAUAGAACAAUAUAUUCUUUUAAAAUUGCACAUUUUUACUAAGUAAUAAAAAGAACUUGUGAAUGAUAUUCUAAAUCAGGAAACAAAAUUUAAAAUUACCCUUGUCUGCAAUCAAUAUCCCUCACCAUCCAACCAUCAGCAAACUUUACAGAAGCAAGAUAGUAGAUGAAGCCCAAGUAUGAACCACACGAGGAUACGGCAGGCAGAAGGCCUGAGAAAGGCUUUAUUGAUAGUUGCUGAAGAGAGACAGGGCUUCACUACUUGAAGAAGCUAUCAAGUAUUCGAAGAAGUAAAAUGAUCGUAAAAUUAUAAACUUUACAUGGGCGAAUAGAUUCCACCUUAUAUAUAGCCACAGCCAUUAUAGAUAGUUUGCCAUGUCUGCUAAGAAGAAAAUGGCAUUUCCAGAGCUAAAUCCCACAACAAAUUCUAUAAUCCCAAACAAAGCCAUUUCACUAGUAGCCGAUGGAUUUCUAUUUGUCGGAGGGGCUGUAGUGGCUAUUUCUCUAUUAUGGUCUCUCUUGUUUCUGCUCAACUCUGAACCAAGUUUCCAACCCCCAUUAGCCCCCUCUGUUGAUCACGGCAUUAACCUUAGCUAUGAUCCACCUGAUCCUACUUUCUAUGAUGAUCCAAAUCUAAGCUACUCAAUUGAGAGCUCCAUCAAGGAUUGGGAUGCAAAGAGAAUGGAGUGGCUUAAGCAUCAUCCUUCAUUUGCAAGCAAUCAGAUUCUCCUUGUUUCAGGAUCACAACCGCUGGCUUGCAAAAACACUGUUGGGGAUAAUUUGUUGCUAAGAUUUUUCAAGAACAAGGUUGAUUACUGUAGAAUACAUGGCUAUGACAUUUUCUACAAUAAUCUUUUAUUACAUCCCAAAAUGACAGGGUUCUGGGCCAAGUAUCCGAUCAUUCGAGCAGCCAUGUUGGCUCAUCCGGAGGCCGAGUGGAUAUGGUGGAUUGACUCUGAUGCAGUGUUCACUGACAUGGAGUUUCAGAUUCCAUUUGAUAAGUAUAAAGAUUACAACCUUGUGGUUCAUGGUUGGUCAUCUCUUGUUUAUGAGAAACAAAGCUGGACUAGUAUCAAUGCGGGUGUGUUCUUGAUCAGGAACUGUCAAUGGUCUAUGGAUUUCAUGGAUGUUUGGGUUAGCAUGGGUCCUCAAACACCUAACUACGAAAGCUGGGGCCAAAUUCAAAGAUCAAAAUUCAAAGAUAAGAUGAUACCAGAGGCAGAUGAUCAAGCAGCUCUUAUUUACCUCCUUUUAAAAGAAAAGGAAAAAUGGGGUGACAAGAUUUACAUAGAAGAGGAGUAUGACUUGCAAAAGUACUGGUUAGAUGUAGUAGAUGCUUAUGACAAUAUUACUCGAGGGUAUCUGGAAAUAAAGAGGGAGGUGCCUUCUUUAAGGAGAAGACAUGCGGAGAAGGUGAGUGAGAAGUAUGGUGCUUCUUGGGAGCAAUAUCUCAAGGCCAAGAGCAGCUUCCAGAGGCGGCCUCUUAUUACACACUUUACUGGGUGUGAACCAUGUAGUGGUAAUCACAAUCCUGCGUAUUCUUGGGAUUCUUGUUUUAAUGGGAUGCGAAAAGCAUUGAACUUUGCAGAUAAUCAGGUACUUCUCAACUAUGGUUUUCUGCAUCAGAAUUUGGUGGAUUCUUCCUCGGUGUCUCCUCUUAACAUUUGAUUUACCAGCUUAAUAAUCAUCACUGUAAAGAAGGAAAUGGAAGAGAAGCCAUUCUUUUACUUUAUCACCAUACCCUCGAUAAUGUAAUGACCAAAAUUUAGACAAUGGGUUGCUGCAAUACUUUUUUACUUGCCGUAAAUUGUUCUGUUUAAACAGCUGCUAUCUCUAGUGUGUAACGCAUCAGGAAACAGCUUUAUUUUUUCACAUGACCAAGAAUAAAGCAUGCUAUGCUCUUGGGACAUAAAUUUUAUUGCCAGUUGUGAAUUUUAUAUUUAGUUAGUUGAUUCUUUGAACAUCGUUUCUCUUUCACUUUUUUUCCUUUGGCUGGCUGUUGGUUUUAUAUAAGAAUCCACUUCCCCAUCUUUGCUUAUUGAGG